Messenger RNA from Olea europaea var. sylvestris, 1413 nucleotides. RefSeq lists its product as uncharacterized. Lineage: Eukaryota; Viridiplantae; Streptophyta; Magnoliopsida; Lamiales; Oleaceae. Gene Ontology annotation, molecular function: protein serine/threonine kinase activator activity. The record is from RefSeq and is a predicted model, not a curated record. Bases 191 to 1180 code for a protein of 329 amino acids. The transcript is spliced from 12 exons.
AGUGAGACCUUGAAGGGUGGUUAAGGCUUUUCAUUUACUGGGAUGCUAAUUCGUUAACUGUAUUUUUUGGUGAUAGGAAUUGAUUUAAUUGCAUGUUGGUAUUUGAUUUCUGAGUUUAUCAUGUACUUGGAAACUUCCGCAGAAUGAAUAUAAACGUGGGAUUAGUGGUUGGAACUUCAACCUUGACGAUAUGAAGGCUCAAGCUUCAUUGAUCCAGGACGAUGAUAUACCAGAAAAAGAUGAAGAUAUGCUAGGCAAACAACUUCAGCAUCAAUUAUCUUCAUCCAAACAAUUUCGACAGCUUCAAUGUCAGUUGUCGUCUGCAAGUCAAUAUUCAGAUAUUGCAGAUUUGGAUGAUAAUGGUAACUCUGCUUCUUUCUCAUCAGUCGACUCCACUGCUAACAUAGCUAAAUGUGAAAAGUCCGAUGGCGACAUAAGUAUUUCUGGUUCAGCUAGCGAGCAGCAAACAUCUAACAUAAUUUCUCCUGGAAAAGAGAACCGCGUGGAAAAUAAUUUGGCAGAAAAAUCUGAGACUGCGAUUAAUGGAAAAUCAUCAGAUGGAGCCCCUAUAUACUCUCAUCAGAGCGAUAAACUGCAAAAUCAGCCCCAGAAUUUGUCGAGCUGCAGCGGGGCUUUCAUUCCACAAACAGUAGAUGAUGUCCUUCCCGAACUAAUUCCCAAAGGCUCAAGAACAUCAGCAAAUGGUGAAGAACUUGAAGAGAAGGCGAAGCCAGUUGUUCAGCAAAAAGGCCGCUUCAAGGUUACCUCAGAGAAUGUCGAGGCGGUUGGAGCUCCAAUGCUACAGAAAAGCCACAGCAUGCAGGUGAUUUCUCAACAUCCUGCUAUUUCCCCACCACUGCCUUCUGAUUCUAGACCAUCAAGUUCUGUUGGCCAUGCCUUUUUUUCUAUGCUGCAGUCGGCUUUGCAAACGAACAUUCUUCAAAGGGAUUGUAUCCUUAGUCUAAUGAAGCAAGUGUCUGUCGGUGAUUCUACAGCCACCCGUGCAGACAUAGGAUGCAUCUCGACAAACAUAACUUGCAUGGAAAAAUCCUUGUUGGAGGCAGCUCAAGACAGGGAGAAGGAUUUACUUCGUGAAGUAACUGAUUUACAGUGGAGGUUGAUAUGUGCACAAGAGGAGGUCCAAAAGUAUAAAACAGAGAAUGCUCAGCUAAACUCUUAAGUUACAUUACUAUAGGUUCUUGGUACAUAAACCCUCAACCUCAAAGCUCAGAAGUAGUGAUGGAAAUCAUCGGUUAGAGGCUUGAUCGACCAUUAGAAUUUUUUUUUACACUUAAAUGUCGAUUUAUUUGAUUGAAUGAUUUUAUUCUUGUACACCAUUAUGGUAUAUGAACCACUCGAAAUUUAAAAUCUGGCAAUUGCUAGCUAAGUUUUACCCUCGUAAUUUUGUCUUUA